GCUGCUGCUGCAGGAGGAGGAGGAGGUGACUCACCCCGGCUGUCAGUCAUGACGACUGCAGGGGAGAAUAUGAGAAUAGUCAACUCUGAAGGAGGAAGCAAGAGGGACUUUUCUUUUGAGCACGCUGAGCAUGCUUAUUAGGGCGAGUAUCGGUGUGCUGGAGGUGAACGAGAGAGAGGACGCAGAGUAGACAGGAGAGCGAGAGAGAGAGAGAGUGAAGACAGACAGACAGAGGACAUGGCCCGGCAUGCUCUUUUAACAUGUUUGCACAUCUCUCUUUUCCUCUUCAUGCGUGUUUCUGCAGAUGGAACCCAAGUGGAGAGCGCGACGGCCCCGGGGGAUUUCAUCAUCGGGGGAAUCUUCCCUCUUCAUGAAGAUGUGGACAGACAGAACGUUACCUUUGAACCCCACCUGCUGCCAUGUAUCAGGUUUAAAGAAAGGCGACUGGUGAAAUUGCUGGGUAUGAUCAACGCCAUAGAGACGGUGAAUAGAUCUCCUCCGCUGACCGAUGUCAACAUCACGUUGGGCUACCGCAUCCUGGACUCGUGUUCUGAUGUGGACACGGCUGUGAGAGCCAUGGCGGACUUCAUGCAGUCCAACUGCAGCUCGUCCGCCGGUGUGCAGCCAGUCACUGCUGUCAUAGGGGCGUCGCACUCUGAGACGUCGAUCGCCAUGGCGCGGCAGCUGACCCUGAAGAUGAUUCCUCAAAUCAGUUAUUCCUCCACUGCUGUCAUUCUGAGUGAUAAGAACCGCUACCCUGCCUUCAUGAGGACCGUCCCCAAUGAUGAGCACCAGACCGCUGCCAUGGCCAGUCUGCUCAGCGACUUUGGCUGGAACUGGGUGGGAAUAGUUACCACAGAUGGAAACUACGGCCAAUCGGCUCUCGACCACUUUGUUUCCCAGGCGUCUCUGAAGGGAAUCUGUGUGGCCUUUAAAUCCGUCCUACCUCAAUCCGUUACCAGUCAGCGCAUCCCGACUGUUAUCAGGCAUACCGCCGAAACCAUCCUAAAGAAUCCCAAGGUGCAGGUGAUCGUGUCGUUCGCCAAGCCCGCCCACAUGACGGACCUGUUCCUGGAGCUUCACAGGAGAGCAGGACAGCGCAUGGAGUUGAUGAAAAGAGUGUGGGUGGCCAGUGACAGCUGGUCCACCUCAGACGCUCUGAAAGACAACCUAGCUCUGUCGGACAUCGGACAUGUUGUGGGCUUCACCUUCAAAAGUGACGACUUGUCCUCGUUCAACGAGUACCUGAGCAGGCUGGUGGCGGCUGGACCCAAGUCCGUGAAGAACAACCCCUUCGUCCAAGAGUUCUACAUGUCGCUGAAUUCCAGCAAAGGUUCUAGAGACUCUGAGCUGAUGGCGGAAGCCGCGGCCAAACUGAAAGAACACGCCUAUGCUGACACCAUCUUCGGCGUGGAGACGGCUGUGAGCGCCAUCGCUCAGGCUGUGGCGUCAAUCUGCCGGAACAGUGACUGCAAAACACCGGGCGCAGUGAAACCCUGGCAGGUGCUGAAAGCUCUGAGGAUGAAGGAGUUCCAACUUCGCGGAAAGACCUACAAGUUUGACAGCAAAGGAGACAUCGACCUGGGCUACAAUGUGAUCAAGUGGAGAUCAGUGAGGAAAGGAUACAUUGAAGUCCAUAACGUGGUAUCUGAGUACCACCUGCACAACAACAGCUUCACCAACACCGGCCAACAUCUGUACAACCUGACGCACAUCGUCUCAAAAUGCUCGAACAGCUGCAUGCCUGGAGAGUUCAAGAAAACAGCCGAGGGUCAACACACCUGUUGUUAUGAGUGCAUUAACUGCACCGAGAACUACUACUCCAAUGACACAGAUAUGGACCAAUGUCUGAGCUGCGAUGUGCACACAGAGUGGUCUCAUCAGGGCAGCUCCAGCUGCAACCGCAAAGCCCUGCUCUUCUUCUCCUGGCACGAUGGCUUCGCUAUCGUCCUCGUGGCGUUCUCUGUGCUCGGCAUCGUCCUCACUCUGUUGGUCUCUGCUCUCUUUCUGCAUCAGCGGGAAACGCCGGUAGUGAAGGCUUCUGGGGGACCGCUGAGCCAGGUCAUCCUGUUCUCUCUGGUCAUCAGCUACAUCAGUGCCAUGAUGUUUGUGGGCCAGCCCAACAGCUACCAGUGUAAAGUGCGGCAGGUGCUGUUCGGCAUCAGCUUCACUCUGUGCGUGUCGUGCAUCCUGGUGAAGACCCUGCAGAUCCUGCUGGCCUUCCAGUUGAACCCUGAGCUGCAGCUGGUUCUGAGGAGGCUCUACCAGCCGUAUGUCAUCGUUAGCAUCUGCGUGUCCUUACAGGUAGCCACAUGCAUCGCCUGGCUCGUCCUCAAAAGCCCUUCGAACUUGACCAUCAGACUUCCGACCACUCUGCUGGAGUACUGUCAUGAAGGCUCGUACCUAGCCUUCGGGGUGAUGUUGGGCUACAUCGCCGUCUUGGCUUUGGUUUGCUUCAUUUGCGCCUUCAAAGGACGCAAGCUGCCCCAGCACUACAACGAGGCCAAGUUCAUCACCUUCAGCAUGCUCCUCUACCUCAUCUCCUGGAUGCUCUUCGUCCCCGUCUACGUCACCACCUCGGGAGUGUACCUGCCGGCCGUGGAGAUGGUGGUCAUCCUCAUCUCCAACUACGGUAUCCUCAGCUGUCACUUCUUCCCGAAAUGCUACGUAAUGCUUUUCAAAAAGGAGCAAAACACCAAGAAUGCUUUCAGAAAGAAUCUGUACGAAUUCUCCAGCAAAACCAAAGAUUCAAAAUCUGAGUCUGGAGGGUCAGAGAAACAAUCCUCCUGCGGUAUAAGCUCCAUCGUCAGCAUUUCGUCCCUCUCUUCACCGACAGCUGAUCCUAAAAGUCCUGUGGAUUCGAUGGACUGGGAAGACUGGACGAGCACCACCAGUUUAUACCGAGGCUCGACCAAAAGACGCUGCCUCAGGAGAAGCACUAGCUUAUAAACUAAGAUGUGUUCUCCUGAGCAGUCAAAAAUCAUUCACAUAAAACUUGAUCUUGAAUUAAAAGAUGGAAGGAGGAACUGUCUUAAAACUGUACAAACGACUGUGUCAUUCCUUCUCUCGUGACACAUCUAUGCUAGCACACUGGAAGAAAGAUCUGAGUGUGUACAGAUCGGUGGAACUCAAUACUGACUCGUUCAAGUCACCUUCAAAAGAUACAAAAUAAUCCAGAUGACGGUUAUGUGGCGGUCAUAUUUCACCCCACACAAAUUGAAGAAAAUGAACAGUAAUGUUUCUGAUCACGUCUGGUUGGACAGUUAGAUGUUGGUGUUUAUCACCCUGGAGGUUAUUACGGAAAUGAAGUUUUGUAGUCAAGACCACACCAACCGAGACCAAGACAUACCCGAGACCAGAGUGCUCAGAGACCAAGACCAAGACCAAGAC
Labrus bergylta (ballan wrasse) is the source of this 3390-nucleotide messenger RNA. It is a transcript of the gene gprc6a, whose product is annotated as G protein-coupled receptor, class C, group 6, member A. Lineage: Eukaryota; Metazoa; Chordata; Actinopteri; Labriformes; Labridae. Gene Ontology annotation, cellular component: plasma membrane. The record is from RefSeq and is a predicted model, not a curated record. Gene Ontology annotation, molecular function: G protein-coupled receptor activity. Gene Ontology annotation, biological process: G protein-coupled receptor signaling pathway.